Molecule: messenger RNA, 485 nt
Organism: Drosophila hydei
Lineage: Eukaryota; Metazoa; Arthropoda; Insecta; Diptera; Drosophilidae
Product: rhodanese domain-containing protein CG4456
Exons: 3
Coding region: 106-441 (111 amino acids)
Cellular component (GO): mitochondrion
Molecular function (GO): thiosulfate-cyanide sulfurtransferase activity
Source: RefSeq, a predicted model, not a curated record
AAUCGAUAUUUUAAUCUAGCAUACUAAUCAACCGGCUUCAGCUUUAUAGUCAGAAAAAAUUGUACAUCUUUUUUUUUAUAUCUCGCAUUUAAUUAUUUAAUUAAGAUGGCCAGCUACGAGGAAGUGAAAGAUAUACCAAAUCAUCCCACUAAAUAUUUAUUCGAUGUACGCAAUAAAAAUGAGCUAGAAGAAACUGGUGUACUGCCAGCUAGCAUUAAUAUACCGUUGCCCGAGUUAGAAAAGGCUUUUAACUUGCCCGAUGACGAUUUCAAGAAAACUUAUGGGCGCGCCAAGCCGUCCAUUGAUGCGGAAAUGAUCUUCUCCUGCAAGGCUGGUGGCAGAGCAGCGCGUGCCGCAAAUCUGAUCAAAACGUUGGGAUUUAUUAACGCAAAAGCCUAUGCUGGCUCAUGGACUGAAUGGGAGCAAAAACAGGGCAAAUAAACUAAUGAACCAUAAACAAUGCGAGCUCAAAAAAUAAUAAAUUU